Molecule: messenger RNA, 3234 nt
Organism: Musa acuminata subsp. malaccensis (wild Malaysian banana)
Lineage: Eukaryota; Viridiplantae; Streptophyta; Magnoliopsida; Zingiberales; Musaceae
Product: ELF3-like protein 2
Biological process (GO): regulation of photoperiodism, flowering
Source: RefSeq, a predicted model, not a curated record
UCCCUAUGUGAGCCACCAUUGCCCCUUCCCGAUUCUUUCCUUGUUUUCCCAAACCUACUCCCUCUCCUCUUCCUCGUCUCCUGUUUCUUCGUUUGAUCCGCGUCCCCUUCGCCUUCUUCGCCUGUCGGCUCGUCAAUUUUCGCCCGAAGAUUGGAUUUUUCGAAAGAUUAUGUCCUAUUCAGGUGAUCUGGUUCGGUGUUGCUGCGUGCCGCAUCGGGUUUCUUGGCGGGUUCUUCGGGAAAGAUAGGAUCUUUCUGCUGGAAUUGCCGCCGGAGGUACCCUGCUCUGUUCCCGUGACGUGUUCUUGCGAAAAGUUGGGAUUUUUCUGGGCGAGAUUAGCUGCUGGACUGUCGGGGGCGUCUGGUCCUGACCAGGGUUUCCGUGGGAAGAUCUGAUCUUGAACUAAUUUUCCUUGUGGCGAGGUUGUGAUUCUUGUUUCUAGAAGGUCAUUAGGGUUUCUCAGCCGGAGAUGGGUUAGGGAAGCCACUCUUCGAGCUUGUUGUUUUGAUAAGAUUGCGGAGUCAGGUGUUAUGAAAGGGGAGAAGGAUGACGACAGGGUCAUGGGGCCUCUGUUUCCGAGGCUCCAUGUGAAUGAUCCCGAUAAAGGGGGUCCGAGGGCGCCUCCGAGGAACAAGAUGGCACUGUACGAGCAGCUUAGUGUCCCCUCUCAGAGGUUCAACUCAGCUUCCUCUACCCUGCCAUUUCCUCCUCGAAACUCCAGCAACUUGGUCCCUUCUCUUCCGUCGAGCCAGGGAUGUGGGCAUCGUAAGAAUAUGUUUUCUCCACUGUAUAUGACUCCUCCAGUGCCUGUUCGUUCUGCAGAGGUAAUUAAUUCUCAAACAUCUGACAGAAUGAAUAGUAUUGCGACAAGGAUGGAAUUUGAGAGAAAAUCCAUAAAGCAAACAAGCUCUGGAAAUUUGUUUGGCACAGGAUCGGCUGCUGCUGAAUGUAGUACACAACGACCACGCAACCCUAAUGUGAAGAAGUCUAGAGGGAAAAUGUUGGAUGAUGUGGAUGAUAUAGUAGUUCCUACCUUUGAUCAGUCAGAAGUCCUUGCAUCCUUGAAGAAAGAUGCACAUAUGACAGAUGCAGGUAAGUUAUCUACCCUUAGCUCCCGGCAAACACAUAAGAGUCCUGCUGCGAUCGAUUUUUCAGUUCAGUGUCCAAAUUCAAAUGAGAAGCCCUUAGGACAAACAGAUAGUAUUGAGACCAAAUCAAAAAAUUCUAUUAUAAAUCGUUUUGGAAAAAACUCUAAGGAAACUUCAUUAAUUGAAGAGCCAAAGGAAACCAAAGAGAAUUCUGCUUCUCAUAGAGCUGCUGAGAGAUUAAGCAGUUCAAAAGAUUGUUUGGUUAGAGAUAACACAGGUAAUUUACAUGUCACUGAGAAAUCAGUGAAUGGAAAUCCAGAGUUGUAUCAAGAAAAUGGUAAUUUGAAUGGAUGUCAGACCUUGAAUGACCAUGUUCUUUUAAAUAAUGCCGAAGCUCAGAGAGCCAGAAGUGAAUUAUGUUCUGAAGCAUCACCUGAAAAAGGUCAAAGAACUUUAAAUUUGUCUGAGAACUGCCAAAAAGAGGGCAGUGGGUCACUGGAAUAUGGAGAUGCAGUAAGACAAGAUGAUACAUUGGAGCCCUCCAUGGUCGACACAGUAUCAUGGUUGGGGAUAUCCCCAGAUGAUAUUGUUGGAGUAAUUGGUCCAAAGCACUUUUGGAAAGCCCGAAGAGCUAUUAUCAAUCAGCAGAGGGUUUUCGCGAUACAAGUGUUUGAGCUUCAUAGGUUGAUAAAGGUUCAGAAGCUGAUGGCUGCAUCGCCACAUUUACUUCUGGAAGGCAAUCCCUACAUAAGCCGAUCUCCAGUAGAAGCACCCAGUAAGACCCUAUUACCUCAAGGUAACACAACUUCUCAGCCAGAGGAAUUUAGACCUAAAGAUGAUCAUCAGAAGCCAAAACAGAAUGUGGAGCAGCCACCAGAUGACAUUUCUGGUAUCCCAGCUCUUCCUGCAUGUGAGGAUGGACCUAAAGGAGGUUCACAAGGUCAAGUUCCAAAAGUUGGUCCCAACUCUGGAUACUUGUCACCGGUGCCAGUAGCUCCUGAUGACAAAUCAAGUCCUUGGUGUUUUCCUCCUUUGGCAAAUCAAUGGUUAGUUCCUGUUAUGUCGCCUUCAGAAGGACUUGUUUACAAGCCCUAUAUGGGACCUUGUCCACCAACUGGUGGCUUCAUGACCCCUCAUGGAAGCUGUACGCCACUCGGCAUGUCCCAUGUGGCUGGAGACUUCAUAAACUCAGCUUAUGGUGUUCCAGCAUCUCAUCGGCCACCAAAUAUGGGUGUUAUGUCCGGGCCUCCUGCAAUCGUACCCCACUAUUUUCCUACACCUUAUGGCAUUCAAGCUUUGAACCCACUCAUAUCAACCUCUGCAGUGGAGCAGGUCAACAAUCUAGCUGGUUCGCAGCCCAAUGUGCAAACUGGGCAGUGUUCAAGGAGCUCAUGCAAUAUGUCCCAUCAUCCGAAGGAAGCAUUUUCUGGCCAUCGUGGGAAGUUUCGAGAGUCAAAGAACAGCGAGUUACAAGGAAGCACAGCAAGCAGUCCUGCUGAGAAGGCACAACCAAAUGGAAGAAGCACGUCUCCACUCCUUUCUACGGCUUUAGCAGCAAACAACCAUAAUUGCCCAUCACAAUCCAGUGGUCGAGAUAGCUGCACUCGUGUGAUCAAGGUUGUGCCUCACAAUGCUAGGUCUGCUACAGAGUCAGCAGCAAGGAUUUUCCGGUCGAUACAAAAAGAAAGACAACAGCAUGAUUCAUGAUCAUCAUACAUCCAGAACUGAAUUCCAACUAUUUCACGGGUGUCUGUGAGCUCAGUUGAUGUUUUUGCUGCUGCUUAAUUGGGAUUCUGGUCUUUUUUUAAUCUGGCAACAGAGGAUCUGUUUGGCACUAUAGUAAGGUAAUUCCUCUACAACCCACGUGAUCAUUGUUUAAGCCAUGGAAAUAAUCUCUCUUCCUAUGAGGGUUAUGUAACAUAAUCUUCACCAGCUCCAUGUCAGUGGGAGUCUUGUGCAUUGAGCUGUUCUUUUCCCCAUUUAUUCAGUAAAAUGUUAUGUGAGUGACCGAAUAUACACAUAGGACAUGAUGCUAGCAUUUUGUGGGUUUUCUUUUCUUUUAAGGUACGGUGCCCAGCAGAAUUUAGUGUAAAUGUAAUGAGAGAGAUAUAAGCUUUUGUUUGAACAGCGUGCAAGUAAAUUUUCA